AGCGGGCGGGAGCGCGCGCCGGGCCCGCCUCGGCUGCCGCCGCCACCGCCACCGCCGCGGGAGAAUGAUCUGGGCGGUAGCGGGCGGCCCGGGCUAGCGGCCACGAGCCAGUUCUGCGGCUGCCCAGACGAGCAAAGGUCGCCAGCCCCGAGUCGACCCCCUCUCCGCCCCCCAGGAGGGGCGAGAGGGAGCAGCUGCUGAUGUCAGAAAUACACUUUCGGGAAAUGGCCUCUAAAUCUUGGUUGAAUUUUUUAAUUUUCCUCUGUGGAUCAGUAAUAGGUUUUUUUUUAUGCUCUCAGCUAUUUAGUAUUUUGUUGGGAGAACAGGGUGACACACAGCCCAAUAUUCUUCAUAAUGAUCCUCAUGCUAGGCAUUCUGAUGAUAAUGGACAGAAUCAUCUGCAAGGACAAAUGAACUUCAAUGCAGAUUCUAGCCAACAUAAAGAUGAGAACACAGACAUCGCUGAAAACCUCUUUCAGAAAGUUAAAAUUCUUUGUUGGGUUAUGACAGGCCCUCAGAAUCUAGAGAAAAAGGCCAAACAUGUCAAAGCUACAUGGGCUCAACGUUGUAAUAAAGUGUUGUUUAUGAGUUCAGAAGAAAAUAAAGACUUUCCUACUGUGGGAUUAAAAACCAAAGAAGGCAGAGAUCAACUCUACUGGAAAACAAUUAAAGCUUUUCAGUAUGUUCAUGACCAUUAUUUAGAAGAUGCUGAUUGGUUUCUGAAAGCAGAUGAUGAUACAUAUGUCAUACUAGACAAUUUGAGAUGGCUGCUUUCAAAUUAUGACCCUAAAGAACCUAUUUACUUUGGGAGAAGAUUUAAGCCCUAUGUAAAGCAGGGUUACAUGAGUGGGGGAGCAGGAUACGUACUAAGCAAAGAAGCCUUGAAGAGAUUUGUUGAUGCAUUUAAAACAGAGAAAUGUACACAUAGUUCCUCCAUUGAAGACUUAGCCCUGGGAAAAUGCAUGGAAAUCAUAAACGUAGAAGCUGGAGAUUCCAGAGAUACCACUGGAAAAGAAACUUUUCAUCCCUUUGUACCAGAACACCACUUAAUCAAAGGUUAUCUACCCAAAACCUUUUGGUACUGGAAUUAUAACUACUAUCCUCCUGUAGAGGGUCCUGGUUGCUGUUCUGAUCUGGCAAUUUCUUUUCACUAUGUUGAUUCUACAACUAUGUAUGAAUUAGAAUACCUCGUUUAUCAUCUUCGUCCAUAUGGUUAUUUAUAUAGAUAUCAACCUGCCUUACCUGAGAAUAUAUUAAAGGAAAUAAAUCAAGAAAACAAAAAUGAAGAUACAAAAGUAAAAUUAGGAAACCCUUGAAAGAAAAAUGUGAAUGAACCGAGGUAAAAUGUCCAGCAUUGCAGUGAAGAACUUCUGCAUUUCUGACAUAGAACCCUGAAAUCCCAUUGAGAAAUUCAUUCUAUGAGAACAUUCCGUAUAGAAAUCUUUCAACUGAAAGACUGUAAACUUAAGCUUUAAAUGAGCUGUGAAGUCUGUUAAAAUGUGUUUUGAUACAGUAAUAUAUAAAUAUAAAUACAUAUAUAUAUGAAAAAUUUGUGUUUUCUUAAGACAGUGGCAAGGUAGAAGAACUAGAAGAGAUUUUGUUGCCUGCUCCUGACCGUGUGUAAUAUUGUCACUGAAAAACUGAAACAGUUAAAUUUGCUAAAACUGCACUGUACCAUGUAACAUACACAAUGCUAAACAGAUCUGCCUUAAAGAAAAUUUAGAAGGAAAUAUUGUUGCUCAGUGUUGUUUAUACUCAUUUGCUGUGUGAUAUAAAUGAAACAAUCCCACCACACAGUUGUCUAAUGAAAAUUCUGCUGUGAUUAUUUAUAAUCAGCAAUAUUUAUUCAAAAAAGGUAGAAUAAGAAUGGCACUUAUCCUAAAGUGCAUUAAUAAAAUUACAUUUUCAAAGUUAUCAUGGGCCUUGACUAUAUUAUAUACUUGGUUCUAAUUAAUCUUUUACCUGGUCCCUAUUCCCUCCACACCAAAUAUGUUUAACCACUCUCAAAUACUGUUCUCCACUAUUAAUGUUUAUUUACAAAGCAUUAAUAUCAUUCUGUUAGCAUGCAUUUAAAAUAUUUUUCAGGUUUACCCAUUGUUAAUUAUGGGUAUUAAAGCUAUUUGGGCAUGCUUUUCUUGUAUCAGUGCCAUUCUCAGGUAUUGCUGACAUUUUCAAUCGAUUAUUUAAAACUCCAACUACAUGAAUAUUAUUCCUUUCAUUCUCAUCCUAUUAAGAUGAGAACUUGUUUGUGCCUUUCAUAACUUGUUUAAAGCCAUUUUAAAAUUCAUUUUUAGUCUGAGGUGGCUAAUACACUGGCAAAAUAUUUUGAAUGCAGGUUUUGACCAGUUAAUUUAAAACAUUAGAAAAUACAGAGUGCUUAAACAAACUAAAAUGUCAUAUAAUUAAAAGACCAAAUACUUAAUUCUAAGUUUGAUGCUGACUUAUUACUUUGGGAUAAUUGUCUUGCCAGUGAAUAAUUCUAACAAAGCAGAAUACCCAUUCAAGACUGCCAUCAAAAAACAGUUAAGAUUAUUAUUAAUGUUGCAUACGAUUUACAUUUCUUAUUAUGCUAAAUUUACAUGGUUGUCCCUUCAUUGACUGUUGCUUGGCUAAUAUAUUUAUUGUGCCAAAACAUGUCAAAACCAUGACUUCUCUGGGUGGUAUAUUUGAGAGGAUGUUCAUUUCAGUGGCUAUUUAUGGAGUACCAUGUCCACAUAGUGAAAACAAACACCUUUUUUAAUCCAAUACAUUUGUUCUUGUUGAUUUCAUGAUGGUUCAUUCCAUCUGGCAAAAUUUCAAGGCCAUUCAUUCUGUUCUUUGAACAACUAUUUACCAUGGUGUGGACAUGGACUUAUCUGCUUUCUUUACUAGAAAUGUAAAUGGCUUAGUAUGAACAUUCAAAAAUCUUAAAAUUCACUUGUAGGAAAUGAAUGCUGCAAUGAAUCCUGGGCUCUGCAGUCAGACUGCCUGGGUUUUAAAUCCUUGUUCCAUCACUUCAUUAUUUUUGUAAUCUUGAACAAUUUACUUAUAUCUCUGUGCCUCAGUUUCCUCAUCUGUGAAUUAAGAAUGAUAAUACUACCUACCUCACAGGAUUUUUUUUUUGAGGAUUAAAUAAGUUAAUAUAUGUAAGGCUCUUAGAACACUGUCUGGCUCAGAAUAGGGAGCAAUAAGUAUAAGGUUUUAUUGUUCUGUAAUCUUAAAGAGUAUAAAUAUUAAAUGAGGGAAGGGAUCAAAUCAGAUACUGAGGGAAAUAUUUUGUAUAUAUCUUAUAAUAAGUAAUAGCUAGUAUUUAUCUAGUGCCUACUGUGUGCCAGGUACUGUGCUUUACUCUGUGUACAUGAGUUAAUCCUCACAUAUUGGGUGUUAUUCCUAUAUUACAGAUGAAGAAACUGAGGUUCAGAAAAUUAACUUUUUCACUGUCACAAAGCUAGUAAGUAACAGAGGUUGGAUUUUUACUCAUUCUAUGUGCUCUCUCACUUGUAUUAGCCUUGAAGUUAGUCAUUUAGUAUUAUUCCCAUUUUCAUAUACAUGGUAUGACCUCUGAUAUAUUGGCCAGUAAUAGUCAUAUUGACCAGCCAAAUUCUCAUAGUGAUUCUUAUCUCACGCUCUUGCCUGGGAGCUUGUCUAAAUGGUCUCAAGACCCUAAGCCCAGAAACUCUGAUUUUUAGCACGGGCUGUAGGAGUUACAUUCUUACCAGAUAAUCUAGAGUGGUGGUUGUCAAAGUGUAGUUCCAAGAAGCAGAGUCAGCAUCACUUGGGAACUUGUUGGAAAUGCAGCCCCUCUUGGGCCCCAGCCCAGACCUCCUAAAUCAGAAAUUCCAGGACAGGGGCUAGUAGUUCUGUUUAAACAAACCAUGUAGGCGAGUCUUACUGAUCUUAGGAGGAGAACCACUGCCUAGCUACCUACAUGAUUCUGGUGCAAAUAGUCUCAAACACUCAGGAUUACUACUCCAUGGAUAAAUAAUUUUUUCAAAGGUUUAGACACAGAAUAUUUUGAAUGAGUGUAGUCCAAGAUCACACUAUAUUAAAGGUAAAAUACUUUAAAGAUAAUUUAAAGAGUCUGUGGAUCAUUGAUUUUGACAAUACACUUUAGCUUCUCCAUAUUGACUAAUAUUGAGACCUACAGUAAAAUCUACAAUUCUCCCAAGUUUAGUAAUUUCCCAUUGGACAGGAAGGAUUAGUGCUAAUUAGUACACAGUAAUUCAUUUAAAACAUACAUCAUUAGUGUCAUAAGAAAUAUCCACAACUAGCCAGGCAUGGCAGAGAAUGCCUGUAAUCCCAGCAACUGGGGAGGCUGAGGCAGGAGGAUUGCAAGUUUGAGCCAGCCACAAUUGUUAUUAAAACUUUUUAAAUAGAAGUAGCAAAGUGCUAUUUAAUAAAAUGCAAAGCGUUUUUCUGCUAAUUCAUACCAUCAACUUAAAUUUCAUCACUUUCAAGAUUUUGACUAUCCUAUAUGAUCUAAGAAGCAAAAUAAUUCUAAGUUCUUGAUAAAGCACAUAAAACAGGAUUUCAUGGUGAUUCACCAUUUUAGCUUAAGAUCUUUGUCAUUUGGAUAAAUGAUUUUAGUGUGAUCUCAAAGCAUAAGGCUUUUGCUGUCUUAUGUUUUUUAAAUACAGUAUACUUAUAAAGGUGAGAAGUUCAUAGGUUUGAGGCAGGGUUUUUGUUCCAGAAUUUGUUUUCAAAUACCUUAAUUUUCAGGAGUUUUUGUCACUGUAAUAAGAUUAGAAAAUGCUGACCAGUUUUUAAUGUUUUUGAAUAUGGUAAUUAGACUUAAGCAUUAAACUUGCUGAUUAUUUUCAUAAUUGUUUAUUUUUCACUUCCUUGAGCCUACUAUCAAGCUGUAUUAGCAGACUGAGACACUGUUGUACUUGAAAGACCCCCUCAUUUAAUUGAUCAGAUCAUGUCUAGCCUUUUAUUCUUCAUUUAAAUUUUCAGUUCAUUAGAUUAUUAUUCUGUUAAUUUCUGUUCCUUUGUAUUUAUUGAAGUUCUUUAUUUCCUUUAUAAGUACCACUUUUAGUUACUCUUAAUGCUGCCUUCAUAAGGUUAAUUUGGCUGUUACAGGUGAUUAGAAUUUGUAUGACUUGCUGAUAAUUUUAUACCUACUAACUUUAGGUUUCCCUAGGAUUAAAUGUCUAAAAUCAAAUAAUGCCUGCUGGCUCUCAGGAUACUUGCCCUACUUAAAAAGUUACAAUUUUAAACUAACCCUCCAUCUUUAUUAAAGGAGGUAGUUACUUGAAUCUUACCUACUCACCCUCUUAAAAAUAAAACUCAUUUGCGCUAUUUCUCUACUUCUUUAUAGUAGGUUUGACAGAAACAUACUUAAAUCUGGGAGAUAAACUGUGGUAUAUUUUAUGCUAAGUGUAACAUCUAUUGAUUUUAAAAUGACACAUUUAUAUAUCAGUUGAAAUAAAAAAUUUAACAGAUUAAAAUAAGAACGUUUACCAAUUCUCUUAGAGGAACCAACUCUAGAAAGUAGUUGUAGAAUUGAAUUGUGCUACUUCAACCCCCUUCCUCUCUAGUUUCAGUUUAUAUUAGUUUUGAAUGACUUUGCAGGGCCCUACAAAUUAAUAAUCUACGUGAAGUAUAUUAGAGGGAAACUAAUCUUACUGCUAAGCAGUGUGUUGUACUAUAUAGUGAAUGUUUGUGUUUUGGAAUUUAAAAAUUAUUUAAAAGUAAUUGUGUUAUGAAUGGUUUAAAAAUGUUUGGUGACUUGCUUAUUUUAAGUGAUCACCAUUAAGUCAGAAAAAAUGUAUUUUUAAAUGUUUUUUAAAGUGCCUUUUGAAAAUUUUUAAACAAUGGAUUUAAACAACUGCAUAAAAUAAAUUACCAUGUUCAAAA
Molecule: messenger RNA, 5838 nt
Organism: Marmota flaviventris (yellow-bellied marmot)
Lineage: Eukaryota; Metazoa; Chordata; Mammalia; Rodentia; Sciuridae
Gene: C1galt1
Product: core 1 synthase, glycoprotein-N-acetylgalactosamine 3-beta-galactosyltransferase 1
Cellular component (GO): membrane
Molecular function (GO): N-acetylgalactosaminide beta-1,3-galactosyltransferase activity
Source: RefSeq, a predicted model, not a curated record